Trichoderma asperellum CBS 433.97 is the source of this 1905-nucleotide messenger RNA. RefSeq lists its product as uncharacterized. Gene Ontology annotation, biological process: amine metabolic process. Lineage: Eukaryota; Fungi; Ascomycota; Sordariomycetes; Hypocreales; Hypocreaceae. Gene Ontology annotation, molecular function: copper ion binding; primary methylamine oxidase activity; quinone binding. The record is from RefSeq and is a predicted model, not a curated record.
AUGAUUGCGUUUCUCGAUAGCCAACAGAAUGGAACUGCUUCACAAACCGCUCGCCCAGCACGUCAAGCUCGCGUUCAGGUGAUUGCUUCGCCAACGCCAAAGGAAGCAAGUCAACUAUUUGAACUGAUCGUCGACUUGGACGAACAAUCUGUAGUGAAGCUUGAGAAUCUCAAGGGAAAACACUCGUAUAUUGAUUCGAGCUACAUGGGCGAGGUCGAGAGGGCCUGCCUAGCGGAUGAGCGAGUGCAAGCCGAGAUACAGACUCUGCAGCUUCCUCCUGAGGCGGUGGUCUGUGUCGAAGCGUGGGCUUAUGCAACGGAUGGCAUGAAUGACAUGACUGAGAGAAUAACCAUGUGCUGGUUCUAUAUGCGCCUUACGAGCAAUGCAGAUGCCAAUUACUACGCAUAUCCGCUGGAUAUCUGCGCUGAAGUAGAUGAGAAACUACAUGUUAUCAAAGUCUAUCGGCUGCCGUCAAGCCACGCCGAAAGAAUUCACAACGAGUCUCGGCCAUAUGACCGCAGCAAGAUCCACCCAGCCACAGACAGUGAAUAUCACCCAAGUCUACGAUCAGAAUACCGACAGACCACAAAACCAUACCAGGUCGUACAGCCAGAGGGUCCUUCAUUCCAUGUCGAUGGAAAUUCGAUAACCUGGGAGAAGUGGAAUCUGCACGUCGGCUUCAACUAUCGAGAGGGUCUCACGCUUCAUGAUGUUCGCUAUGAUGGGCGCAGCCUCUUCUAUCGCCUGUCGCUGGCGGAGAUGUUUGUGCCUUAUGGAGAUCCCCGAUCGCCGUACCAGCGAAAGGCAGCCUUUGACCUGGGCAACGACGGGGCUGGCAUCAAUGCCAACAAUCUUCAGCUUGGGUGCGAUUGUUUGGGGACGAUCAAGUACUUUGACGGGUGGCAUAACACGCGGUCUGGUGAACCGCUGAAGAUGCCCAACGUGAUUUGCUGCCAUGAGCAGGACGACGGCAUUUUAUGGAAGCAUACCAAUUUCCGCACAAAGAAUGCCGUUGUGACGCGGUCUCGCAUUCUGGUGCUGCAGACCAUCAUCACUGUCAGCAACUACGAGUACAUCUUUGCGUUCCACUUUGGACAAGAUGCCUCGAUCCAUUACGAGGUGCGAGCAACGGGCAUUUUGUCGACUGCGCCAAUUGCCGUGGGAGAAACAGUGCCGUAUGGAACUGUUGUGGCGCCGGGUGUGCUUGCGCCGUAUCACCAGCAUCUUUUCUGUCUUCGCAUCGACCCGGCGAUUGAUGGGCAUGCAAACUCGUUGCAGGUUGAGGAGAGCCAUGCCCUGCCGAUUGAGGAUCCCGAGGUUCAUAACCCGCUGGGAGUAGGGUAUGUGACGAGCAAGCAGAUGAUUGAUAAUGAGCAGGGGCUGGAUCUGGAUUUUGCCACGAAUAGGACCUUUAAGAUUGUGAAUGAGCAAGUUGUCAAUCCCGUAACCGGGACGCCUGUGGGGUUUAAGAUUGUGCCGUUUUACAGCCAGAUGCUGCUUUCUCAUCCGACGUCUCACCAUGCGCGGCGUUCGGAGUAUGGGAAGCAUGCGAUUUGGGUUACUCGCUAUGAUGACGAGGAGUUUUUCCCGGCUGGGCGGCAUACGAUGCAGUCUCGAGGAGGAGAUGGCAUUGCCUCGGCUAUUGAGAGGAGGCGGAUGGACGCUUUGGCUAAGACGUCUGUGCGGAAUGAGGAUAUUGUUGUUUGGCAUACGUUUGGGUCAACGCAUAACCCGCGUAUUGAAGAUUGGCCGGUUAUGCCGUCGGAGAAGAUGGUUGUUGGGCUGAAGCCGUUUAAUUUCUUCAGGGGGAAUCCAGGGCUGGAUGUUGCUGUGUCGACGCAGGAACAGAAUCGGAGCGUUGAAGUGGGAGCUGAGGCUUGUAGAGCGUGUAAUACGUGUAACUAA